GGGCGCUUCUUAUUCGGCUUCACCAACGAAGACCGGGUCAGGGAGCUGGGGACGACCUUCGGCUGCCUGGUGUCCAUGGAGGUCAAGUGCGAGCUGCUGCUUUGCACAGCGAGGUCCCGUGAGAGUUGAGCCGUCUUGUCAGAGAUGAUGAGGGAGACCCUGGGCCGUCUCUACGAAUCGCAGGAGGAAACGCUGGUGAAGGAAGCGAUGGCACAGGUCACCGAAGUGUCGCUGCACCUGAAAGACGCCCCGGACCUCGAGCACGCGUCCUUCUGCCUCAAGCACUGCGAAAACCUGCGGACACUGCGUCUGCGCGUGGAAAAGGGCGUGUUCCUGGACGUCGACAGUGCGUCAAAGUCCGACAGGCCACAGUAUGACCAUCUCUCUCUCCAUCUUUGGAUGGAUUUCUGCUCGGUGUUCAGUUCAAACAAGAGCCUAUGCUUUUUGGAUGUGAGCCAAAGCUUCUUGAGUCCCUCCUCCGUGAGGAUUCUUUGUGAGCAAAUCACCCGUGUCACCUGUCAUCUCCAGAAAGUGGUGAUUAGAAAUGUGUCCCCUGCUGACGCCUAUCGGGACUUGUGUCUAGCUUUCAAUAGUAGGAAGACUCUGACAUACCUGGUCCUGGAAGGUGGUGUCCGCAAUGACAAGCUGCUGCUGCUGCUGCAGCUGCUGAAACACUCCACAUGUAAUCUGCAGUAUCUGAGGUUGGGUGCUGUGUCUUGUUCUGACACCACUCAACAGUGGGCUGAUUUCUCCUUGGCCCUUGAAGCCAACCGGUCCCUGAAAUGCCUGGAUAUCACAGCCAGUGAGCUCCUGGAUGAAAGUGCCAGGGUGCUGUGCACGACUCUGAGACACCCCAAGUGCUUCCUGCAGAGGCUGUUGUUAGAAAACUGUCGCCUUACAGAAGCCUGUUGCAAGGAGCUCUCUUCUGCUUUGAUCGUCAACCAGAGGCUGACGCACCUGUGCUUGGCCAACAGCAACCUUGGGGAUGGUGGGGUAAAACUUUUAUGUGAGGGUCUGAGUCACCCUGACUGUCAGCUACAGAACCUGGUGUUAUCACAUUCCAACAUAACCAGACGUGGCUGCAGACGUCUCUCAAAGCUUCUCCAGGAAGACUCCGGCUUAACGAACCUGGAUCUGGGGCUCAACCCCAUAGCUACUGGAUCGUGGUAUCUCUGCGAGGCCUUGCAGAAGACAAAUUGUAACCUAAGAUGUCUAGGGCUCUGUGGCUGCUCCAUUACCUCUUCCUGUUGUCAGAGUCUUGUAUCUGUGCUUCUCAGCGCUCAGAGGCUGGAAACUCUGGACCUGGGCCAGAAUAUCUUGGGGCAGUGUGGAAUAACUGUGCUCUUUGAGGCUUUAAAACAGAAUAACGGCCCCUUAAAGAUACUCAGGUUGGAGAUGGUUGAAUCUAUCAUGGAAAUCUAGAAGCUAUUGAAGGAUGUAAAAGACAGCAAUCCAAACCUGACCAUUGAAUGCAGUGAUGCCAGAGUCACCAGAUCCCCACGGUGUGACUUUCUGUCUUUAAUACCCUGA
Messenger RNA from Hyaena hyaena (striped hyena), 1530 nucleotides. RefSeq names its product NACHT, LRR and PYD domains-containing protein 2-like. Lineage: Eukaryota; Metazoa; Chordata; Mammalia; Carnivora; Hyaenidae. The record is from RefSeq and is a predicted model, not a curated record. Gene Ontology annotation, biological process: regulation of inflammatory response. Gene Ontology annotation, cellular component: cytoplasm.